This is a messenger RNA of Aspergillus campestris IBT 28561, 1191 nucleotides long. RefSeq names its product putative proline racemase. The transcript has a single exon. Bases 1 to 1191 code for a protein of 396 amino acids. The record is from RefSeq and is a predicted model, not a curated record. Gene Ontology annotation, molecular function: hydro-lyase activity. NCBI's taxonomy places the organism in Eukaryota, Fungi, Ascomycota, Eurotiomycetes, Eurotiales, Aspergillaceae.
AUGGACAUCGCCGAAUCCCUCACAACCACACAAGGUCUCCAGACCAUCCACUGCAUCGACAUGCACACAACAGGCGAACCCACCCGCAUCAUCUAUGCGGGGUUCCCCAACCUCACAGGCACGCUUCUCUCGCAACGCGACCAAGCCAAACAACACCAUGACGACGUCCGGAAACGCCUGAUGCUCGAGCCGCGCGGUCACGACGGCAUGUACGGAGCAAUCAUCCGACCGGAGACGGAGCUGGUGCUUAACGGAACAGCAGACAUCGGGGUGCUGUUCACCCAUAACGAGGGCUACUCGACGAUGUGCGGACACGCAACCAUAGCACUGGGGCGAUUUCUUGUCGACACGCAUGACCGCAGCGUGUUUCCGCGGCGGGACCAGCUGCGAUUCGAUCCCCGCACGCAGACUGUCGCGGUCAAUAUCCACGCGCCUUGUGGUCUGGUCCGGAUUACGGUGCCAGCUACGGUAGACGGAAACAAGUCUGAUCCUGCUCGUCCUGUGGCGUUUUUCUCGACGCCGUCCUUCGCCACGGCGCUGCAGGUUGAGAUGCCCGUGCCGCCAGAAGUGCGUUGGCCGCAGCUCGGGGCGAAGGGGUCGAUUUUGCUGGAUGUUAGUUAUGGUGGAGCGUUCUACGCUAUUGUCUCUGCCUCAGAACUCGGGUUUGCGGGUCUCCGCAAUGUCGAUCUGGAUGCUGUUACGGCCUGCAUGCAGAUGCUCAUUCCUUAUCUCAAGAGCCGGCCCGAGAUCGUGUCGGCCAUUCAGCAUCCUGAUGAUCCACGACUCUCGUUUCUGUACUCUGUCAUGGUAGUGGAUCAGGCUGUGGGGCUCAAACCACAGGACGUGCUAGGGAGUGAGACAGGUCUCUGUUACUUCGCUGGCAACCAGAUCGAUCGAUCGCCUACGGGAUCGUGUGUCUCGGCCAGGAUGGCACUGGCGCAUGCAAAGGGCCUGCGCGGUAUUGGACAACGCUGGGCUUAUAAUUCACUUGUGUCUAACCAUUUUGGCACGGGGGCAUUUAGCGCUGAGAUCGUGGAGGAGGUUGAGCUGCAGGGGGCGAUAAGUGGGAAGAUGAAGGGCGUUGUUGUCCAGGUUGAAGGGCAGGCGUUCUAUACGGGUGCUUCGAGCUUCAUGGUAGAAGAGGGUGACGACACUUCGCGAAGCGGGUUCACGAUGGGCAGUGUUGCAUAG